Molecule: messenger RNA, 2922 nt
Organism: Micromonas commoda
Lineage: Eukaryota; Viridiplantae; Chlorophyta; Mamiellophyceae; Mamiellales; Mamiellaceae
Exons: 3
Coding region: 1-2922 (973 amino acids)
Biological process (GO): activation of GTPase activity
Molecular function (GO): phosphatidylinositol binding; GTPase activator activity
Source: RefSeq, a predicted model, not a curated record
AUGCCCGCGGGAAUCGCCGUCGACGCCACGCCGAGCGCGCGGUUGCCGCCGAGACACCCGCACUCGCCGCCCUCCUAUCGUGAGGUCGGAGAUCUCAUCGGAGUCAACGACGGGAAGAGCGGAUGCGGCAGGGUGGGGCCGCGCUCGCCCCCCGAGAGGCUUCGUCGAUCGUCCGGGGCGGGCCCGUCGUCGCGCGCCGUCGGGGGCUGCGACCUCGGCUCGAGCGAGGACGACCGCGUCGAGGCCGAGCCCAAGACCCCGACGACGCGCCGCGCGCCGCCCAGCUACGAGGACGCGCUGCUGAGCGCGCGACGGAUACCGCCCAAGAGCCCCCCGCGCCCCGGCGCCGAGCACGACGGUGAGCGAGGACCGAAAAAACCGACGCGCGCGCACCAGCCCCGUCCCAUCGCGCGUGUUCCGCGCCGAACCCCCGUUGACCCUUCUAUCCCCUCCUCGCGCCACUCGCAGAGGGAGCGGAGCACGACGCGCUCGGGUUCCCGAUACGAGGAGAUCCGCGUGACCUAUCCCGCGGCGCGAGCCAGGCAGCUCACGGCGCUCGAGGCCUACAAGACCGCGGCGCCCGAGGCGAGGCUCCCCGGCGGAGAGGCCCGCGCCGCACUCGCCGUGACCGGCAUCCACCACCUGCACAGGGCCGAGGUGUGGGCGGAGGCGCUCCACGCGGAGCACAAGGAGACGGCCGCCGAUCGAUGCUACGACGAUUACCUCGAGGAGGGUUUGCGGUCGCGGGACUUCGCGGCGGCCAGGGAACGGAUCAGGUGCGACGUCCCGUGCGUGUUCCCGUCGCACCCGAGAUUCGUCAGGACCGGCCCGAGGACCGCCGACGGGUGGGGGGGUGACGCCUGCCCGAGGGAUCGACGGUCCGGUUUAUCGCGGACGUCGAGUCGCGAUCUCUCCGGGUCCCUUUACGAGUCGUCCAGCGGGUCCCUUUACGGGUCCGCGUGCGAUUUGUCGCUCGCCGACGACCGCUCGGGAUCGUCCUUCACCGACGCCGUCAGCGGGCGGCUCGAUUACUGCCUCCUCGACGCCCUCGAGCGCGUGCUCGUCGCCGCCGCCGUUCGCUCGCCCCAAGGCUACGUUCCAUUCGCCGCCACCGUCGCGGGCGUGCUGCUCCUCGAGACGGACGACGAGGAGAACGCGUUCUGGAUGCUGGCGGCGUUUUGCGAGGACGUGGCGCCGUGGGCGUUCACCGCCGGGGCGUUGCCUUUCCUCGCGGAGUGCGCGACGCUGGACCGGGCGGUGGCGGCGGAGAUGCCCGCGCUGGACGCUCGCCUGCACCGAGCGGCGGUGAGGCCCAGCCUCCUCUGCGCGGGUUGGCUCACCAAGUUUGGCGUCUCCGUGCUCCCGGGGGAGUCCGCGCUGCGUUUGCUGGACGCCAUCGUGCUCGAAGGGAGCGACGUGCUGCCCCAGGCGGUGCUCGCGUUUCUCAGGGCGCACGGCGAUCAAAUCUUGUCUCGCGGCAAAGGGUGCGGCGCCGCGUUGCUAGACGCCGCGGAUGACGUCGCGGCUGGCUCGUUCGUCUUUGACGAGGUGGUGGAGGACGCGGUGCACUCCGCGAGGUGUGCCAGGGAGAGCCCCGCGUGGUGCAGGCUCCGCGCGGACGCCAGGGCGGCGGUGCACUCGCGCGCGUCCGCGCUCGGCAGCCUCCGCGAGCUCGACCGCUCCUUCGGUCGAUUCGCCGAGGAGAACCGGGGGGUGUGCAGGGACGAGUUCGACGACUUGGUGUGGGCGGCGUACCCGGUCGGGGUCGAGGCGGACGACCUCGGGGUCGAAGGGGUGGAUCCCACAGCGGACGUGUCCGCGGACGCGGCGACGAGGGCCUUCGACCUGGCGCGACGCGAGGUGGCGGAGGAGCACGGAUGCGGAUUCGGAUCGGGUUUUAGGACGAAUUCCGCGCCGGAGACGCCACGGUCGGCGAGGUCGUGCGUGUCGUCGCUCUGCGGAAGCAGGUUCGGGGAUUCAUCGGACGAGGCGCACGUGGUGUCGCACGCGCGGUGGAGGGCGCAUUGCGACAGGGACCCGGCGCUCAAGGCGCGACUCCGCGUGGCGAACCUACCGGGCGACGCCGCCGACGCGAGAGUACGCGCGCUGCUCCGCGGCGUCGACGGCGGUUUCGGUUACGCCGCGAGGUUGGGCGGAUACGCCUCGGCUAACUGCACGUCCGCGUCCGAGGACGAGAAAAACCCGGGGGGCACCAACCCGGGGGGCGCUCCGAGCCCCGCGAAGCUCGCGUCCGCGGUGCGCACGGCGCACGCGGCGAUGGGCGUGCUGGACGCCGGCGCGAGGUCGGGGGCUUUUCCGAUGAACCGUCACGCGGCGGCUGCGCUCGAGUCGGCGAUGCUCUUCGCCGGCGGCGGCGUCGGUUGGUUGGAGAAGAUCCGGUUCGGCGCGAGGGGUUCGAUGGUGCUCGCGUCGAUCGAGGCGACGGUGAGGGCGGCGCACAUGGACUCGAGGGACGCGUUCCACGUCUCCGUCAUCGCCAGUCGCGACGUGGUGCCGUCGGUGACGAGUUUGCUGUCGUGGUCGACGCCGUUUUUCGACCGCACGCCGCACACGCGAUAUCACCUGCUCGUGCAGUCGCCCGGCUCCGCGCCGUACGUGCUGUGCAAGCGAUACUCCGACUUUAAGCAGCUGCACGCGGACGCGGAGGGUAAGGGCCUCGCGGCGGACGUCGGCCCGUCCCUCGAGCUGCCCACCGGCUUUGGUUCGUUCAGCUCGGACCCUUCGGUGGUGGCCAGGCGCAGGGUGGCGCUGCAGCGGUACAUGGACGCGCUGGCGUGCUCGGGUUCCGCCGGCGCGCUCGCUCACCUGCGGGUGUUCCUCCAGCUGGACUCGCCCCCGAGGGCCAAGCGACGCGUCCGGGGGGCUUGCUACAUCGGAUGCGACGGGUUCUUCGGGGCUUGA